Messenger RNA from Exophiala mesophila, 1052 nucleotides. RefSeq lists its product as uncharacterized. Lineage: Eukaryota; Fungi; Ascomycota; Eurotiomycetes; Chaetothyriales; Herpotrichiellaceae. The transcript is spliced from 2 exons. Bases 88 to 882 code for a protein of 264 amino acids. The record is from RefSeq and is a predicted model, not a curated record. Gene Ontology annotation, cellular component: proteasome core complex.
CUGACACCAUCAACACCCACGCAUCACCCUCCCUACCCUCAUCCUCAUCCCUAAAUACUACCGUCUCGCCAUCUCAAACGUACAACCAUGGCGUCCGUUUUCAACUCUGGUCCCCUGCCGACAGGACAACCUGGCUAUUCCUUUUCCAAUGCCACAGGCCCGAAUGAAGCGUCGGGGCCCCGACAACAUGGUUUCUACCCAUAUACAGACAAUGGUGGAUCAACGCUAGGUAUCACCGGAGCCGACUUUGCCAUUCUUGCAGGCGACACUCGAUCCACGUCAGGCUACAAUAUCAACUCACGAUACGUGCCUAAGCUUUUCCGCAUUGGCGAAGACGAGGAACAGUCUUCACGCAUUGUUCUAUCUGUUGUCGGGUUCGCCGCAGACGGCAAUGCGCUGAAAGAGCGAUUGGAUGCGAUCUGUAAGAUGUACCGCUACCAACACGGCAAACCGAUCAGCGUCAAGGCUUGUGCGCAGCGUCUGUCAACGAUUCUUUACGGCAAACGCUUCUUCCCCUACUACGUCCACGCAAUCCUAGGUGGCAUUGACGAGGAUGGAACCGGAGCACUGUACAGUUAUGACCCUGUGGGCAGUUACGAAAGAGAGCAAUGCCGAGCAGCAGGUGCAGCAGCCAGCUUGAUCAUGCCCUUCUUGGACAAUCAGGUCAACUACAAGAACCAGUACAUCCCAGCGUCAGGUGAAGGCCUGUCAUUACAAGAGAGACCUCGAGAGACGCUGCCGAAAGACAUUGUGCUAGGGUUGGUGAAGGAUGCUUUCACGAGCGCGACCGAAAGACACAUCGAGGUUGGUGAUGGUCUACAGAUCUUGAUCAUCACAAAGGACGGAAUUGAGGAGCAAUAUGUGCCUCUGAAGCGGGAUUAGACCUGCCUUUCAAUCCAACGAAUUGACUGUUUGGCUCGGGUGGAUUCAGCGGCAACAUCACAACUGUACGCAUAGUAUCGGCGAAAGGGGCAAAUCAAAGACUGGCUUUCUGGCCGGGGUGUAUUGAACUACAAUCAAGACCAAGUAACACUGCACUUUCAUGAUUCACC